AUGAAAUUAAAUGAAUCCAACAAUGGUGGUGAUGGCUCCCCUCCAGAUUUUGAAUCCCCAACUCAAAUCGAAUCCAUAGCAUCGCAUCAACAAUGGUGUGUGUUCAUAGUCUCAGAGGCGACAGAGGAAGACUCGACACAGAUUCCCCGAUCCCACAAGGCGUACAAGCUUAAGCUGACUAAGAUGAAGAAUCCCGUCAGAGGAAAGGUUGGUGGCAGCUUUUAUGGCGGACCAGUUAGCAUCAGAUUUCCAGUGAGGGCGAGAAUGGACGUUAGGUACAGUAGUGGAAAGAAGUGGAGGCGGUGGCGGAGGAGAGACGAGUGGAUUCCUUAA
Lactuca virosa is the source of this 333-nucleotide messenger RNA. NCBI's taxonomy places the organism in Eukaryota, Viridiplantae, Streptophyta, Magnoliopsida, Asterales, Asteraceae. The record is from the annotation of a GenBank genome assembly.